This is a messenger RNA of Temnothorax curvispinosus, 2136 nucleotides long. Its product is annotated as M protein, serotype 12-like. The transcript has a single exon. The record is from RefSeq and is a predicted model, not a curated record. The annotation marks the transcript as partial. Lineage: Eukaryota; Metazoa; Arthropoda; Insecta; Hymenoptera; Formicidae.
GAGGAGACGGGAGUUCUCUCGCCCAACGAGGACGAGAAAGAAGAGGAAUUCGGUAGCUGCUCCGAGCACAUGGAGCACACCGAUAAGACCGCCAUAAUGUCAGAGGAGGAUGCCUUCUCUGACAAUGAAAGGGACUGCAAGAAAAGACCGGCACCGAAGAGUGUCAAGCAGAUGAGGGAAAUGGAGAGACUUAGCCGCGAGAGGCUAAGGAGAAAGGAAAAAGAAGGCAGGAAAAUCCGGCCACAGUCGGACGGCAGGUCCAGAUUGAGGUCAAGGGAAAAACACGGCCAGCUUGCCCACGAGGAAGAUGACGAUGACGAGGAAUUGUCGUCGCCAUCCCGGAAGAACGGCCGGAAGAAGGAGAAGAAGAGGGAAGAGGACGACAGAGGGUCGGGGUCCGAUGAGGACGAAGUAACCUUUAUCGCCUCUUCUACCGAAUUGGCGUCACAGGCCGAAAGACAGAAAUUCCCAGAGGGAAGAACUAGAGCUAUUCUGGGCGAUACCCAGGAAAAGCUCGCCGAGGCGCUGGGAGAAAACUGCCCACAAGUAGGGAUGGACAGAGAGGAGAAAGGACGGGGCAGAAAGGCGGAGACAGGCGAGUAUUAUAUUAAACGCCUGAACGAUGCCAAGGAUGCACUGCUAGCUGAAGCGGAGAUACUGAGGGCUCUGCGUGCGGGAAUGGCACCGGACUCCCUAUCAAACAGCAGAAGGGUGAUCGAAAAGGAAAUGGAAGAGGAGCUGAGCAACGCACCGACGGAGACACUUCCAUCGAGGAUAUUGGAAGCUGUCAACAACGUCGACAUGGUUGCUCAAAAAUCCAAAAACCUGCAAGGACCGUACACGGGGAUGCUAAACAGAUCGGCAGCAACAGUGAAGGUCGCGAUAUCGCACUUACUGCAAAGAAAAGACAGCGGACUGAAACCGCACGAGAGGGACGCCGAGUUGGAUAGGCUCCGUCAAAAGAUCGCGGAGCAGGAGAACGAAAUUAGGAGCUUGAGGCAACUCGAGCUCCAACACGAAGCGCUAAGACGGGAGCUCGAAGAACAAAAGGAGCAAAUGAGCCGCCUACAAGAGGCGGUUCAGGGGAAGACAGAGGCACAAGAUGAAGGCAAGGAGACCAGAGGAGCCAAAAGGAAGAAGGUGAAUCAAUUUCCCUCCUCGGACGAUGAGGACAACGGGCCUUCCAGGGGGGAGAAGGGAGUGAGCGAGAACGGGUCCAACAAGGACACCCUACGCCAAGAAACGGAAGAAAUGGAAAUCGUCGGAGAGGAGGAAACGACGGUAACAAGGAAGGAUGAGAUCAUGAGAGAGAUAGGGGUGGAGGGCAUGCCGGCGGUAAUUCGCCCCUCGAUACAGGGAAAGCGGAUGACGCUGGACCCUGAAGUGCCCCCGGCAGCAGCGCCAACACCGGCAGCAGUAUAUGAGGAGGGACCAACAGCGACCUUAGCUGGUAUGCAGGCACGCCUGGCCGAAAUGUUAGUCAAGUGUGUCAAUGAGAAAGUAAAUGCAAUGGGAGAGAAUCUCUUGAAGAUCGUACAAGAAAGACUCCCACAAGCUCCUGGAAAGAAUAGGGGCGGGGAGGAACCUCUCUCUCUCUCUCUCCCUCAGAGGACAAGAAAGGAGAACAAGAAAGGGGGGAAACGCGAAGAGGUCGCAAAGAAGAACCCUACCGAAGAAACAAAGAAGGAGGUACCAAGAACCGGGACACAAAACCGAGCGGCCGGGGCCCCAUCUUCUUUGGCUCAGACGAGUGCCAGUCAGCCGGAGGGGGACACAUGGUCGCAGGUGAUUGGGAGAAGGGAGAAAGCUGCCGCAAGAAAGGAGAGGCAACAACAGGAGAAGAGAAAUGCUCCUGCUCCCGCCAAGCAGCAGCAACAGAAGCAAUCAAGGAGGAGAGAACCAAAGACCUCCGCGAUCACACUGACGUGCCCCAAGGAAAUGUACGCGGAGUAUAUGAGGACCGUCAGACAGGCAAUCAAUCCUAAAGACUUGGGAAUUGAUAAGCCUUUGAAUACGAGGAGGACAGCGACGGGUGCCUUGUGCAUCGAGCUGUCGGGGCAAGGGAGCGCCGAAAAGGCGGACGCCCUGGCAGCGAGGAUGCACGAGGUGGACGCUCAUCGGAAAAGAGGGGGUUAG